UGCGCGGCCAGGCCAGCGCGGGUGUGCGUCGGCGUCGCUGCCUGCAGAGGGAUUCUGGGUAACGGCCCCGGCUGGCUGGGGCGGCUGGCUGGGUGCAGUAGGUUCCAUUCACGCCAAGUCCGUUGGCAGUGGCGGUUGUAGGGCUGCGGCCAGUUGGACAUGGAACAACCGUGGCCGCCGCCCGGACCCUGGAGCCUCCCUCGGGCAGAGGGUGAGACUGAGGAAGAGAGUGACUUGGAUGUGUCCCCUGGCUCUCCCCGCUGCCCGCCGCUGCCGGGCGGUGGCGCCCAGAUGUAUAGCCAUGGGAUUGAGCUGGCUUGCCAAAAGCAGAAAGAGUUUGUGAAGAGCUCUGUGGCGUGCAAAUGGAAUCUUGCCGAAGCUCAGCAGAAACUUGGUAGCUUAGCACUGCAUAAUUCUGAGUCCUUGGAUCAGGAACAUGCCAAAGCACAAACAGCAGUAUCAGAACUAAGGCAACGAGAAGAAGAGUGGCGACAGAAAGAAGAGGCUUUAGUACAAAGAGAGAGGAUGUGUCUGUGGAACAUGGAUGCCAUUAGCAAGGAUGUUUUUAAUAAGAGUUUUAUUAAUCAAGAUAAAAGAAAAGAAACAGAAGAUGAAGAUAAAUCAAAAUCAUUUAUGCAGAAAUAUGAACAAAAAAUCAGACAUUUUGGUAUGUUGAGUCGAUGGGAUGAUAGUCAGAGGUUUUUGUCUGACCAUCCAUACCUUGUAUGUGAAGAAACUGCUAAAUAUCUUAUUCUAUGGUGUUUUCACCUAGAAGCUGAGCAGAAAGGGGCUCUAAUGGAACAAAUAGCACAUCAAGCUGUUGUAAUGCAAUUUAUUAUGGAAAUGGCCAAAAACUGUAAUGUGGAUCCAAGAGGGUGUUUUCGUUUAUUUUUCCAAAAAGCCAAAGCAGAGGAAGAAGGUUAUUUUGAAGCAUUCAAAAAUGAACUUGAAGCUUUCAAGUCAAGAGUAAGACUUUAUUCUCAAUCACAAAGUUUUCAACCUAUGACAGUUCCUAAUCAUGUUCCCCAUUCUGGUGUUGGAUCUAUAGGUUUAUUAGAAUCCUUACCACAGAAUCCAGAUUAUCUUCAGUAUUCUAUCAAUACAGCUCUCUGCAGUUUAAAUUCAGUGGUACAUAAAGAAGAUGAUGAACCCAAAAUGAUGGACACUGUAUAAUUUGGUUAAGACUGCUGAGGCCAAGUGCUAUUUUGUUACAAGAAAGGAAGAACUUGGCUAUUUUUCUUGACACUUUUAUGGGUGCUGCACUUUAUUUUUGUUCGGUUUUUGAGGGAGGGAAAAAAGAGUACUGAAACGUUUUGUAACUUUUUUUAUGUGCUGCUAGGUUUUUUGUUUUGUUUUGUUUUGUUUUUGAAAGGAGAAGUGGUACCAUAUGUUGCAGGAAGUCAAACUGAACUCUUUUUUUCCCCCUGGGUUGGCUACUAAAUUUGCCUUUAACCUAAUUCUCAAUUUUGGAAUCAAAGUAUGAAAAUCUGCACAAAUGCAAUGUUUACAAGAACUGGCUGAUUCUAGGAGGCAUCUGCUACAUAGUCUCUUUUUAUAUGGAUAUGGAUAUGUCCUAUUCUACAAAAAUAAUUAAAGAUAAAAAUGUACUUGUAUCCCACUGCUAACUUAGCUGUCAAAUCUGGUGUUUCAUCAUAUUAAAAGCAAUAAAUCAGUAGUCGCUAAUCUACUUUACUAAUAAGCUGGGUGGCACAAAUUUUUAAAAGUCGUUCCUUUUAAAAUAAUAAUAUGUAUUUUCGGCACCAUCAGUUAAAUCCUUGACUCUGUUACCCCUCAGUGUAUUCUCAAAGCUGUUCUUUAGAAGUUGAUUUUACUGUUGACUUUCUAAAUACUAAAGAUUGUAGUGAUGAGCUCAUAUAGGGCUUUGUUUUUUUAAAACAAGAUAGACUACAAGCUUACUCAAUUUCUUUACUUGACGUAGUCUGGGAUCUCUCAGGGACUAAGUUUUAAAAGAAUACUAAUGACCUGUAAGAACAAACUGGAAGAACAAUAAUGAUAAAUCUUGUAGAGCUAACUUUCUUAAGCUGCCAACUACUCAUAUCUAAGAAUUUGGUAACCCUUAAUGCUAAUAAUGGCUUUUACUCCACUUGUUAUUCCUCUCUAGUUUAGCUACCAUAGAAUGUUAUUCUUACUACUUCUUGCAUAAUUCACUUCAAAUGUACUAGAAUAUUUGGUGGCUUGUUUUAUUUAGAUUAGAUGACAGUGCUGAUCAUGCUGUCCUUAUUAUUUGAAAAUUUAUCUUCUCACAGGAACAUGAGCUUUGAUUGUAUUUGAGUAUAGUCUUUGGUACCCAUUAAGACCAGUAGCAAACAUUUGGACGCAAACAUGGAAUUGGGAAUACAUGUCUCAAUUCAAGAAACCAAAUAAUGCUAAAGGAUCCAUAUGGGGAUCAGAUCUGUAACCUUGGCCUCAUUUGUAUCUUGUUUUAACUGAGGUGAUUAGGCACUAGUACCCAUAGAAACAGGCUGGAAUUAUUGAAUCCUACUUCUGUAAUGUCACAAUUUUCCUGUUUUUCAGAAUAAGUCUUUUUUGUGCUUUUGAUAUUAUUAUAUACUCUAUAAUAAAAUGUUUGACUAAUUUA
Molecule: messenger RNA, 2599 nt
Organism: Marmota monax (woodchuck)
Lineage: Eukaryota; Metazoa; Chordata; Mammalia; Rodentia; Sciuridae
Gene: Cdc37l1
Product: cell division cycle 37 like 1, HSP90 cochaperone
Exons: 7
Coding region: 160-1173 (337 amino acids)
Biological process (GO): protein folding; protein stabilization
Cellular component (GO): cytoplasm
Molecular function (GO): protein-folding chaperone binding; heat shock protein binding
Source: RefSeq, a predicted model, not a curated record